UAAGGCCCGUGGGGCGCUGGGCGCCAUGGCGCUGUCCAAGCGGGAGCUGGAUGAGCUCAAGCCGUGGAUCGAGAAGACGGUGAAGCGGGUGCUGGGCUUCUCGGAGCCCACCGUGGUCACGGCCGCCCUCAACUGCGUGGGCAAGGGCAUGGACAAGAAGAAGGCAGCGGACCACCUCAAGCCCUUCCUGGACGAUUCCACGCUGCGCUUUGUGGACAAGCUCUUUGAAGCCGUGGAAGAAGGGCGAAGCUCCCGGCAUUCCAAAGCCAACAGCGACCGGAACCGCAAGCGGGAGCUGAAGGAUGUGUUCGGGGACGACUCGGAGGUAUCCAAGGAAUCCUCCGGGGUGAAGAAGCGGCGCAUCCCUCGCUUCGAGGAGGUGGAGGAUGAGCCGGAAGUGAUCCCAGGCCCGCCGUCGGAGAGCCCGGGAAUGCUGACCAAGCUGCAGAUCAAGCAGAUGAUGGAGGCGGCCACGCGGCAGAUAGAGGAGAGGAAGAAGCAGCUCAGCUUCAUCAGCCCCCCGACGCCACAGCCCAAACUCUCCUCUUCCUCCCAAUCGGAACGCCUGCCCAUCGGGAACACCAUCCAGCCCUCGCAGGCGGCCACCUUCAUGAACGACGCCAUCGAGAAAGCCAGGAAAGCCGCCGAGCUGCAGGCCCGCAUCCAGGCGCAGUUGGCUCUCAAACCCGGGCUCAUCGGCAACGCCAACAUGGUGGGCUUGGCCAACCUGCACGCCAUGGGCAUCGCGCCGCCGAAAGUGGAGCUGAAGGAUCAGACCAAGCCCACGCCGUUGAUCCUGGACGAGCAGGGCCGCACGGUGGAUGCGAGCGGCAAGGAGAUCGAGCUGACGCAUCGCAUGCCCACGCUGAAGGCCAACAUCCGGGCCGUGAAACGGGAGCAGUUCAAGCAGCAGCUGAAGGAGAAGCCUUCCGAAGACCUGGAAUCCAACACGUACUUCGACCCCCGCGUUUCCAUCACCCCGGCGCAGCGGCAGAAGCGAACCUUUAAAUUCCAUGAAAAAGGCAAAUUUGAGAAAAUAGCCCAAAGGUUGAGAACCAAGGCUCAGCUGGAAAAGCUGCAGGCGGAGAUCUCGCAAGCUGCCCGGAAAACCGGGAUCCACACGUCCACCAAGCUGGCUCUCAUCACCCCCAAGAAGGAGCUGAAGGAAGGGGAGAUCCCGGAGAUCGAGUGGUGGGAUUCCUACAUCAUCCCCAACGGCCUCGACCUAAAAGGCGGAACGUCUUCCAAGAGGGACGAGUACUUUGGCAUCACAAACCUCGUGGAACACCCGGCCCAGCUCAACCCACCAGUGGACAGCGACACCCCCGUGACUUUAGGGGUUUAUUUAACCAAGAAGGAGCAGAAGAAGCUGCGGCGCCAGACCCGCAGGGAGGCCCAGAAGGAGCUGCAGGAGAAGGUCAGGCUGGGCCUGAUGCCACCUCCGGAGCCCAAAGUCCGGAUCUCCAACUUGAUGCGGGUUUUGGGCACGGAAGCUGUGCAGGAUCCAACCAAAGUGGAAGCGCACGUGCGAGCCCAGAUGGCGAAGAGGCAGAAAGCCCACGAGGAGGCCAACGCCGCCCGGAAGCUGACGGCCGAGCAGCGGAAAGCCAAGAAGGUGAAGAAGCUCAAGGAGGACGUGUCACAGGGGGUCCACAUAGCGGUGUACAGGGUGCGGAACUUGAGCAACCCAGCCAAGAAGUUCAAGAUCGAGGCCAACGCGGGGCAGCUCUACCUGAGCGGGGUGGUGGUGCUGCACAAGGAUGUCAACGUGGUGGUGGUGGAAGGAGGCCCCAAAGCACAGAAGAAGUUCAAGCGGCUCAUGCUGCAUCGGAUCAAAUGGGAUGAGCAAACGGCGGCCACCAAGGGCGAGGAUGAGGAGGAGUCCGAUGAGGAGGCUGUGAAGAAGAGCAACAAAUGCUCGCUGGUGUGGGAGGGCACCGCCAAGGACCGCAGCUUCGGCGAGAUGAAGUUCAAGCAGUGCCCCACGGAGAACAUGGCCCGGGAGCACUUCAAGAAGCACGGGGCCGAGCACUACUGGGACCUGGCCCUCAGCGAGUCCGUGCUCGAGGGCACGGAUUGAGCCCCCCCCCCCCCCCUUUCCGCCAUUAAAGACCUAUUUUUUAAUGCAAA
Messenger RNA from Pezoporus occidentalis (night parrot), 2130 nucleotides. It is a transcript of the gene PRPF3, whose product is annotated as pre-mRNA processing factor 3. Gene Ontology annotation, cellular component: U4/U6 x U5 tri-snRNP complex. Gene Ontology annotation, biological process: mRNA splicing, via spliceosome. The record is from RefSeq and is a predicted model, not a curated record. Lineage: Eukaryota; Metazoa; Chordata; Aves; Psittaciformes; Psittacidae. The transcript has 15 exons. The coding region runs from base 26 to 2080 and encodes 684 amino acids.